UUUAAACUGUGUGCUUAACCACGGUUAACUGACAGUAGCAUUGAUUCUCUCGCUCUAUAAAUAUGCCCAUUUAUGCGAGGGCGCAGUAAUGAGGAAGUGAGUUGCUGCUCUGUUUGGUCUGCUUUUAAAAGGACAGAUACAGAAUUUGCAGCUCCAGCGAGUAUACCCAGGUGGAGACUUUGGUCACAGCGUUAUUUCCUUUACCCUUGGAUUGAGUCACAAUGCAUCCUCCAAUUGCUCCUGUUCCUGAAAUUGCUGUUGAUUUUACUAAUGAGGAGCUCUUUAUCUCUUUGGAGAAAAUGAUGGGUGGAUAUCCUCCUCCAGCCAACGUGAUUACUGAUGUCAAUCCAUACAACUAUGCACCAUCAAAUUUACCAGCUGGAAUUUGGUACUUGAUUCGCUCCAAGGAGAAGGGGGCUAUGGAAGUUGGAUCCUGGAAGGUCAAAGGGGAAGCCUGUAAACUAUUUUGGAACUCUUCCAUCACUGGUUGGAGGACCACCCUUGAAUAUUUUGAGGGCCAAGUGCCUCAUGAGCGUAAAACUGAUUGGGUGAUGCAAGAGUACUGGAUAAUGGGGCCAGUUGAAAACAGCAAGGUGAAGGAAGCCAGUUCACUAUGCAGAGUCUUUCUUAGUGGUGAACAAGGUCCAGAUCAUAAAAAGCAGCAGAAAAAGUCUAGCCUCCAUAUUGCAUGUGAAAUCCUCAUUCACUCAACACAGGCAACUGUUAAAAAGGCUCAUGUUGAUGCUAGCAGUGGUUCCACAAGCAGACCUGAGGUGGAUGGACAUGCUGAAACAGGAAAUUUGGCUGUGGCAGGAGAACCUCCAUUUAAUCUAGUAGAAAACCCACCAGAAAUUGACUAUAUUUCCAGAGGUGACUUCUUGGAACUGCUGGAUCUUGAUAAUCCAGCAUCAUCUUCUUCAAGUUCAGAUGAUUCAAGUUGCUUGACCUCAUCAUCAGAUGAAUGUUUUGACUCGUUGGCUUUGCUGCAACAACUAGAUUCUGAAAUUAACCAACACUCCCUACAGAAGAAUGAAAGUUGUAAGCUCAGCGUCUCUGCAUCUUGCAGACCAAAUGAGGUGGUUAUGGCUCCAGCAUCUCCAGCAGGAUCUUUUGUUAGAGUUGAAGAAAACAAGCCACCUACUGAAGAAAUUCUUGGAACUAAUCCAUCACUUCUACCCAUUUUGGCUAAUGGCUCUAAAGAUCUAGACAACAGAGUUUUACAGCAUGCAGUCAGAAGCCACAAUGCAGGUUACAUGGAUGAAGGUCCGUCAAAUUCUCAUGAUGUAGGUGCAUCUUCCAGUCGCUUGGGUCCAUCUCGAGAUGGAGAAAGGAAGGUUGCUAAGGUCAGGACGAAGAAACAUAAGAAGUAUCUAUGCUUCCUCUUCUAAUUUGACGCCUAUAGCUUCAUAAUCAUAGCUUGUGUAUGUUAAGUAAAUAGUAUUAUUAUCAACUGGGUCUAUUUUAUUUUGUGUUUACUUUAGUAUAUCGCAAUAGUAACUAGGUCAGGGACAGAAGACUUUAUAUGGGGAAAUUAUCAUAGUUUACUUUCUGUUCAGCUGACUAGUGAAUUUCAGACAGGACACAGCACAUAGAUAUAGGUAUUGUUUGAUGGAAACAACUAUAGCAUUCUGAUAUUAAAGAAUGAGGUAGGAAAUUGAUUACUUUGUUAUUUGUAAGGAUAAAUGCAUACUGUGCAUUCUUGUAAGCUCUGUUCACUUAUUGAUUUCUAUCUUUCUAUCCAAA
Messenger RNA from Hevea brasiliensis (rubber tree), 1743 nucleotides. Its product is annotated as NAC domain-containing protein 83. Gene Ontology annotation, biological process: regulation of DNA-templated transcription. The record is from RefSeq and is a predicted model, not a curated record. The coding region runs from base 222 to 1388 and encodes 388 amino acids. Lineage: Eukaryota; Viridiplantae; Streptophyta; Magnoliopsida; Malpighiales; Euphorbiaceae. Gene Ontology annotation, molecular function: DNA binding. The transcript is spliced from 7 exons.